This is a messenger RNA of Mus pahari (shrew mouse), 4765 nucleotides long. It is a transcript of the gene Wdr41, whose product is annotated as WD repeat domain 41. The record is from RefSeq and is a predicted model, not a curated record. Lineage: Eukaryota; Metazoa; Chordata; Mammalia; Rodentia; Muridae. Gene Ontology annotation, cellular component: lysosomal membrane. Gene Ontology annotation, biological process: regulation of autophagy. The coding region runs from base 336 to 1754 and encodes 472 amino acids. Gene Ontology annotation, molecular function: protein binding. The transcript has 13 exons.
UAUUUUUAAAAAAUCACUUAUUUCAUAUAAUUUGAAGUCCUUAGGGUUAUGGAAAAAUUGUGGAUUAUUGAAUGGACUCGUAACAUAUAUGACUAUCUGCUUAUUUAGUUAAUACACUGUUUUUUAUUCAGUUCUGUCAUACCUGGUGAACUCUCACUUGUGGGAAGCAAUCUCCAUACUUGAGUGAGAGCUAGAGAGGAGACCAGAUAAAUGCAAAACCAUCACCAUGGGAUGGCAUGCUGGUUCUUACUUUUUUUUUUUUUUUUCAUACAAAAGUAUUUCAAUUGUGUAACUGCCUUGAGUAUGUACACUAUAAGAACUGGUGAUUUUCCCUAAUGUAUGAGAGAACAUUACAUUAUGAAUUACAGUCAGCCUUCCAGUCUAUCCCCAGAGGAUAUUACAGUGUCGACUGUUGGCCAUGGAAAGCUGCUUUGCAGACGAUAGGAGAGAACCAAGGCCAGAACCCCUAUACUGAACUGCUGGUACUGAAGGCUCAUCGUGACAUUGUCCGCUUCCUGGUGAGGCUGGAUGACUUUAGGUUUGCAUCUGCUGGCGAUGAUGGAAUUAUAGUUGUGUGGAAUGCCCAGACAGGAGAGAAACUUCUGGAACUCAGAGGACACACUCAGAAGAUAACGGCCAUCAUUGCAUUUCCUCCCCUAGACUCGUGUGAGGCCAGCAGUCAGCUUCUCUUGACAGCCUCUGCUGACCGGACUGUCGGUGUUUGGGAUUGCGACACCGGCCAGCAAAUCCAGAGAGUCACAUGCUUCCAGUCUACUGUGAAGUGCUUGGCCGUUCUUCAGAGACUGGACCUUUGGCUGUCAGGUGGUAGUGACCUAGGCGUGUGGAACCGGAAAUUAGAUCUGCUGUGUAAGACCAGCCACCUUUCCGACACAGGCGUCAGUGCUUUGGUUGAAAUCCCUGGGAAUUGUGUGGCCGCAGCAGUGGGCAGAGAACUGAUAAUUUUUAGACUUGUGACACCCACAGAAGAAUUGCCGGAAUGGGAUAUUAUUGAAGUUAAACGCUUUCUUGAUCACCAGGACAAUAUUCUGUCAUUGGCUAACAUCAAUGAUACAGGUUUCGUUAGUGGCUCCCAUGUUGGCGAGCUGCUCAUCUGGGAUGCCCUGGACUGGACUGUGCAGGCCUGUGAGCGCACCUUUUGGAGCCCGACCCCACAGCUGGAUGCCCAGCAGGAAAUAAAGCUCUGCCAAAAGCAAAAUGAUAUUUCUAUUAAUCAUUUCACAUGCGAUGAAGAGAAUAUAUUUGCUGCAGUUGGAAGGGGGUUAUAUGUGUAUAACCUACAGUUGAAGCGUGUGAUUGCCUGCCAGAAAACUGCACAUGAUUCCAACAUCCUGCACAUCGAUAAACUUCCAAACAGGCAGUUAAUCUCAUGCUCAGAAGAUGGCGCUGUGCGCAUGUGGGAGGUCCGAGAAAAACAGCCGCUGGCCGCUGAGCCAGUCCCAACAGGCUUUUUUAAUAUGUGGGGAUUUGGAAGAGUAAACAAACAGGCCAGCCAGCCUGUUAAAAAGCAGGAAGAAAACGCUACCACGUGUUCCCUGGAGCUCAUCGGAGAUCUGAUCGGACACUCAUCAUCCGUCGAGAUGUUUCUAUACUUUGAGGAUCAUGGACUAGUGACGUGCUCUGCAGAUCAUCUCAUUAUUUUGUGGAAAAAUGGAGAGCGAGAAUCUGGAUUACGCAGCUUAAAGUUAUUUCAGAAGUUAGAAGAGAAUGGCGACUUAUACCCAGAGUCCACUUGAAGGAGUGGACAUGUGUGGACAUGUGUGGACAUGUGUGGACAUGUGUGCAGACGAGAACCCUGCACAGCCAAUGCAAUGUGCCCAGGACCCUGAAAAACAUCAACACCCUGAUCCCUUACUGUACUGUUUUCUUGCCUGUGAAGGUCUGUCUACCUGUCUGUCUGUCAGCAACAUCUGUCCACCCAAGAACAUAGCACAACAUGGCCUUGUUGCUGUACAAAUGGUGGGUGCUGUGUUCUGUCUCGUAAAACAGUAGAAAAAAAUGAUAACUGUAAAGUUGCCACACAUUAUUUACAAGUGUUCUUUUGGGUUUCCUUAGAGACUGUCUGAGACUUGUCAUGGGAGAUCUAUCCUUUCUGCGGCAAAUUCUCCUGCUCCUUGGAAGCUACCGGUGUCCAACAGAACCAAACUUGAAUAUUAGCCCCCCCUAAAAAGGAAUUCUAUUCUUUAAGUACAAUGAUUUUGUUUGGUACCAACUAAUUUAAGUCAUUGAAAAAAACUAUUUACUCAUGCCCACUAAAAUCCCCUUGUUCUCCGGUCCCAGGCAUCAUCUGAGCAUUUUGUUCUCAGUGUGAACUGGCCUGACCCCUGACUGGCAGAAACAGUCUUCGGGUGUUCUUGGAUGCGUCCUGGGUUAGGAAGGAGGCACGGCUUGUUCUCAGGUCAGGAACUGUAGCUGAAUUGUCCUGUCCGCUUGCCUUAAAUGGUUGAGAACAGCUUCACUCUUCAGCUCUCUUAACAUCCACUAAGACUGGAUCGUGCUCCUCGCCCUACCAGUCUGAUGAUAGUACUCUCACUUUUGGCACUAAAAUGUAAAAUAUACUCCACACAGUAAGAAUAGGGGGAGGGUUGCCCUUGAACUGCUGAUUAAGAAAUCUUAUUAAAGACAGGCAAGAUGAGUGUAUGUCUACAGAUUUGGGUGUGCACACACAUACUAUGCUCCCUACAUGGACGCUCUAAAUUCUUGCUUUUGCUAGUUCUAACAUUCACAGCUGCCUACAGUCAAAGCUUGGUAGCGUUAAAAUCAUAGGGAGAUGAGUGGCAAAAAUGUUAGAAAUGAGGAACCCAAGGCCUUGGGAGGUAAGCUCUCUCUCCAGCGCCCAUCACCAUCACUGAACAGCCUUAAACGCAGAGACCAGGGGAGGAGAGUGAGAAGGGCUGAGCGGAUGACCUGGUGACCAUGUUAGGAAAACCAAGAGUGUUCCCAGUCCUUGCUGGUGGCGCAGUUCACAGUGAAAAUAGCUUUAUAUAAAAAGAUAGCAUUACAGCAUGAGCUGCCUUAGUUAGGACAUAGCAGGAUGCAAAUGGGAAAAUCAAAGUGUCUUUUAGCCAGCAAACCAUUGUUAUUCGAGGAGUCAGCACAGGAGGCAGUUUGUCAUCAUCCACCCUGCAGAUAUCAUGGGGGAAGCACCCACCAGCCAGGCAGACGCACCAUCCGCUCAAAGUGACACCGUCCACUCAAAGUGACAGGAGUGCAUCCAUUUGCUGUUUACUUUGGCUAAUUUGUUUUAGGCUAUUGGUUUGUAAAGAUGUUUUCUUAAAUAAUAUAAGACAAAGAAUUCAUACUGUGUGGGUUUGGUUUUUUUUUAAAGUGCUUCUUAACCCGUUUUAGAUUUGUGAUUUGUGGUAGUAAUCUAUUCAAAUGGAAUGGCAGAAGCCAUGCUUGAGUCUUAGUAGCAGACAAGGCCCUAGUCAAGCAGCCAGCUGAGUAGUUUCCCACCACAAGAACAAGGCUGCUCAGAGGGCAGCCUCCAGCCCAGUGAGAGACCUGGUGUGAGUGACCGAGGUCAGAGAGACUGAGGGGGAUGGGCGACUGUGGCUAGGACUGGUGCCUGCACUGUUCAGUAGUCCUAUGUAGACUGCUCCUGGGACUUGAACUUGCAAUUUAGAGGAAGAGAAUGAGAGCUGAGGUCAGCAAAUAUUACAUGCAUGUGGUCUCUUCUCAUCCACUCCUCUGUCAGCACUGGAACACUGGAGUGUGUACCUUGUUGCUUUGAGCUGGGUCUCUGGGUGCAUUUGUACAACACGGCUUUGUCCGCUGCUCAAGCUGAAGGGGGUCCAAUCGUAUUGGUAUACCUGACCUUUGCUGGGGAGGGUAGCCACCCCUGACUGAAGAGUGCCUGAAACCGCAAGACCAUUCUGGUCCAUAUAACAGUAUUUUAAAACUAACUUCCCUCUAUGGGACAGUAGUAACAUGCCUUUUCUUGCCUUUAUGUUUUCCUAAGUUAAUAUAGGUCCUCUCAACAUGUGGUGUCAUAGUAAACACAAGCAAGAGGCACUUACAAUAGUUUCUAUGUGUCAUAUAGAAAUUAUCUGAGGUGCAUGAACAUUACCUGGAAGUCCAUGAUUCCAAUAAAUUGGAAGAAUAUGCCACUUAGCAACUCAGAAGAUCUCUGGAAUUUACACUGACAGGAGCAGGUUUUACCUAAGCUUCAGCACCCGGAUGUCCAGAGCAUUCAACAUCCACAUUUGAAGUUAACGUGAAAUUGAUUCAGCGUUAACACCGAGCAAGCUGUAGUGUUUUAUAUAGGAAAUGUCAGGCACCUGAUAAAUGUUCCUAGACUGCCCGUGGAUGGGGCUGGUUUCCGAAGCCUAGGGAGAUUGUCUUUGUCUCUGAGGUCUUGCCACUCUGACUCCAGUGUUCCGAAACAAAGUUGGAGACUCGUGAAAUAAAAGACACUAAAACCCCAAAUUUGAAACUGUGAAAAGUUUAGGCCAAAGAGAUAAAAUAAAAACAGCUGUUGGGAAUGAAAAAUGGCUGUAAGAAUUUAGUUACAAGUACUUCACAAAAACAUUUCAUCACAUGUAGGUAACGCAGCAGUACAAUAGAAAGCCGUCUCCUGUCCUGACCAAGCAAACCCUCUCACCAUCUAACAAAAAUAAUUUAAAUGCAUUUCUUUGCGUGGAAUUGUCAUAUAUGUUUAAACUUUGGUACAAAACAUAGAAAAAAACCAUUGGCACAUUACAUAGCGAUAAGUUGUCUCUUCCCCAUGUACUGAUUUCCACAUACU